Molecule: messenger RNA, 1350 nt
Organism: Neogale vison (American mink)
Lineage: Eukaryota; Metazoa; Chordata; Mammalia; Carnivora; Mustelidae
Gene: URM1
Product: ubiquitin related modifier 1
Exons: 5
Coding region: 7-345 (112 amino acids)
Biological process (GO): tRNA thio-modification; protein urmylation
Cellular component (GO): cytoplasm; nucleus
Molecular function (GO): protein tag activity
Source: RefSeq, a predicted model, not a curated record
AAGUUGAUGGGAAUUUCCUGUGAGCUCGGCUUCCUCAACAUGGCAGCGCCCUUGUCAGUGGAGGUGGAGUUCGGAGGCGGCGCGGAGCUCCUUUUUGACGGCGUAAAGAAACAUCAGGUCACCUUACCUGGACAGGAGGAGCCCUGGGUCAUCCGGGAUCUCCUUGUCUGGAUCAAGAAGAAUUUGCUAAAAGAGCGGCCAGAGUUGUUCAUCCAGGGAGACAGCGUGCGGCCAGGAAUUCUGGUGCUGAUUAACGAUGCGGACUGGGAACUACUGGGCGAGCUGGACUACCAGCUGCAGGAUCAGGACAGCAUCCUCUUCAUAUCCACGCUGCACGGCGGCUGAGGACCCCGCUCUGUGCCCAGGCUCCCGUGGGCUGGGGAGAGGAGCACAGUCGGACAUCCCCUGGGGCCCCGCUUCCAGGUCUCCCUGUCCCCCUUGGCCGCCUUCUUCCCGGCUCUGUCCCCCGAGCUCCCUCCAGGCAGGGAAAAGAGGCCAGGUGCUAAAAAUGAGCCUUUCUCCGGCACGUGAGUGGGGGCCGGCGGGCUCAGCCCUGCCUCCCCCACCAGCAGCCGAGGUGGGGGAGGGUCCCCCUCUGGUUUGUUGUAACAGGAGGGGGCUCCCUGGCCAGGUGACCCAGCUGCUGUCUACUUCUUGUGUCUCAGUCCAAACACUGAGUGACCCCUGACAAGGCACUCUAUUCCCGGGCUCUGGUGUCUUCAUGAGGAAGAUGAAUGGACCGGGAUAGCUGAUAGGAGGCCCCUCCCUUCUCCAAGAUAGGAGGAGUCUCUGCCUCAGUUUCCCCAUCUAGACAGCAGAGGGCUCUGGCUGUCCCCCACUGAUAUCAUUAUGGAACCCCAGCUGGGGUCCCCUAUUCAGUGCUGACUCCCCCCUCCCAGCAGCUGCUCUCCCAACCACACCCCUCCUCCUGCUCCCCCAUCCCCAGCCCUUGACCCUGGCUGGCCUUCCCCCCACACACAGGCCACCAGAUGGGCUCCUAAGACCCUCCCCCAGCAAAAGGCUGCCUGCAGCUCGUUCUGGAGAGGGAGAGAGCGAGGAGCAGGCAGAAGCUUGGACUGGCACAUAGAGGCCUGAGGGGUCAGAGGGCCUCAGUUUCCUCCUCAACAGCAACUGAAUAUUUAUAAGUAUCUGAAAGCGGGCGUGAUCCUUGAUGGCACAAAUGUAGACUUGAUCUCCUUUCCCACCUCCUGCAGGAAGCAGGAUGGGGGCAGGCAGCACCUGGUAGGCAGGGUGGUUUGCCCCUCCUCCCUCCAUGCCUUCUGGAAGUCUUGGGGCCUCAGUGCCUGCAACAGCUGGCCUUGGGCAAAUAAAAGACCAGGUUGUUUACUA